Molecule: messenger RNA, 351 nt
Organism: Tetrahymena thermophila SB210
Lineage: Eukaryota; Ciliophora; Oligohymenophorea; Hymenostomatida; Tetrahymenidae
Exons: 2
Source: RefSeq, a predicted model, not a curated record
AUGAUUUUAGUUUGUUUGUUUGAACAAAGAAAUAAGAUUUAUAUAAAUAUCACCCUCAAAUUAUCAAAAACUUUGAAAAUUAAAAAGCUUUGCGUAAAAUUAAGAUAAAAAUAUCUAAAGUACACAUAAAUAUUAAUCUAUCAUAAACUUUAAGAAAGGUAGAGAAUAUGUACUCUUUUGAUAAAUAUAGACAAAAUCAAUAAUUUAUAAUUAUUUGAGAUAUAUAUCAGAAAUAUUUGGGCAAAAAUCCAGCAGAAAUAGAAAGAAAGAAACAUAAACAAAAUAGAAAAUUCACGAAUUUAUUUUAGUAGUUACUAAAGAAAGAAAAACGGAGGGAUGAUUAAUUUUUGA